CAUUAGGAAACAAGUCGUCACGCAGUGGAAUGGGCUGCUCAGGGAGGUGGUGGAGUCACCGACCCUGGAGGUGUUCAAAGAUGUUGUAUUGAGGGGCAUGGUGUAGUGGGAACUACUGGUGAUUGGUGGACAGUUGGACUGGAUGACCUUGUAGGUCUCUUUCAACCUUGGAGAUUCUAUGAUUAAACAACAGAAAAGACGAAGUUCCAGCGUUGGAUGAUGAUAAAUCUCCUGCUUUCUUUGCUGGUCUUGAGCAUGGAUCCUUCUUUUGCGUAGUUCCUAAUCUGUGGAACUGUUCAUCGUCAAAGGGGAAAGAUAGAACUCCACACAAAUCAUGAGUCUGCCCUUUCUUUUGCUGCUCAUCAUUGCGGUGUGUACUCCCUAGCCAUCUCACCUUCAGCAUUAGAUGUGACAGAUGGCAGCUGAGGAGCAGUCUGACAGGGUGGCAUUUGACAUGGAUGUGCACUGAUAUUCAUUGAUGCUCGCUGAACAUUUAUGGAGACCAAACAGGGGAUGUGAGCACAGCGUGGCUGUGGGUCACCUCGGCUGAUACAGGUUUUUACAGGGGCCUGGAAUUCCAGAAAGCAGGUCUCACCCAUGGAGACUGAGUUCAAGAAGGCAGUUUGACCUUUUCUAUGCUCUUUCAACAGGAUCAUCUUUUCUCCUUGGAUGGACUGAUUAUUACUUGUUUGUGUUCAAUGGGACUUCGAAUUCACUUUGUGGUUGACCCUCAGGGUUGGUGCUGCAUGGGCCUGAUUGUCUUUGUUUGGCUGUACAAUACAAUCUUCAUUCCAAAGGUCAUCCUUUUUCCUCACUAUGAAGAGGGGCAUAUUUCAGCUGUGGCAAUUUUGUGUUAUUACCUCUGCUCAUUGUUUUGUAUAGCUUCUUUAGUGAGAGCCUCCAUAGCUGAUCCAGGAAGACUACCUGAAAACCCAAAGAUUCCAAUUACAGAAAGAGAAUUUUGGGAAUUAUGUAACAAAUGCAAUAUGAUGAGACCAAAGCGUUCACACCAUUGUAGUCGUUGUGGACAUUGUGUGAGGAGGAUGGAUCACCAUUGUCCAUGGAUUAAUAAUUGUGUUGGUGAAGACAAUCAUUGGCUGUUUUUACAGCUGUGUUUCUACACUCAAAUUCUUAGUUCCUAUACGCUGCUACUUGAUUUCUGCCAUUACUACUACUUUUUGCCUCUGAAAAAAGAUAACUGGGAUGUUUUUGUAUUUAGACAUGAACUUGCUCUUCUAAGAAUAUCGGCAUUCAUGGGUAUAAUAAUAUUAGGUGGAAUAAGUGGACUCUUUUACACUCAGCUAAUUGGUAUUUUCACUGACACAACAAGCAUAGAAAAGAUGUCAAACUGUUGUGAAGAUAUAUCGAGGCCCCGAAAGCCAUGGCAGCAGACCUUCUCAGAAGUUUUUGGCACUCGCUGGAAGAUCCUGUGGUUUAUUCCUUUCAGACAGAGGCAACCACUGCGAGUUCCCUACCACUUCGCCAAUCAUGUCUAAACAGAUGGAUGGUGGGCACAGAUGGGUCCUCCAUGCUGGAAGUGUGUUACAGGUUUUAUGAUAAUAGGACUAUAACAGUCUUCAAGUCAAUUAAAAACUACCCACCAAUUGUAGACGUCACAGUAUGUCCCAAGCUUUAUGUUAAUAGUGGUCUUGAUUCUGUUCUGAAAUUAAUACAUCUUUGUAUGUUUACAUUUAGAUAUAUUCACUUUCAGAUUAGCUUUACAAAAGGAUUUUAUUUGUCUUUGAAGUUAAUAGUAAAAACAAAUGACUGGAAUGCAGUCUUAUACUAUUGUUUUGAUAAUAAUGACUCCUGUCUUUUUUUUUUUCCUCUGGUAGGAAACACUGAAGUUUACAUUGAUUGUUAGCUUUCCCACUAAGUGUCUUGAUUUUUUUAUUUUUAUUUUUACUGUUUUUAUCUGUAGGUCUUUUAGAUAAUAUUGAGGUCUCUAUUUCUGCUGCAUGUGUUUAAAAUUCUCUUAUACUGCCAUUUAUUUGUGAUGCAUGAUUUUAACCAUGCAGCACUGCACUAUAAAAGGUAGCAUUUAAAACAAGCAGAUGUUUUCCUAAACUUUUAUUGGAGAGGCUAUUAUAAAUACAUGUGUAUGUUUAUAAAGAGAGAUCUUACAUUUUACAAUCAUUCUUCUGAAUAGAUACAGUCUAAGUGGAAAAAAUUAAUGUAUUUAAAUCAGCAAAAGCUAUGAAAAUUGAAAACUCACGGGGUAAAAUAUGCAGAUGCAAAGCAUGUUUUCCCUAAUACCCCAAGGAUUUCUUCGCAAUAAUUCAACAACAACAACAAAAUCAUAUGGUAUGUAUACAAGAAUGACUACUUUUUAAAAAUGUAUAUUUAAUUUGUCAGUGUAAUGUACCAUGAGAAACAGUAUAUUAUCUUUACAGUAAUAAGCAUUUUACAUUUUCUCUUCCUUAGUCACAGUUAGCUGGAGUUGAUUUAGGUGUUUGUAGAUGGGAGGUAUUUGUGAAAAUAUUUUAAACAAAUUUAUAUAUAGAUACAGAUAUUUGCUAUUAAGAGGGAUAGGGUACUAUACCUAUGAACGAUAGCUUGUUUUGGGCCCUUUAUUUAUGGAAGUAAUUAACCAAAGAAAGCAUCAUUUAUGUUGUGGUGAAAUGACAAUGAUUCCCAAAACUGGCUUGACUUUUCUGGAUCUAGAAAAAGAAAAAUGUAAUUUAUGAUAGCCUUGUAUAUCUGUACAAAUGCUAGAAUGAGGAACUGGAGAUUCUUGAAAGUUCUGUGAAUUUUCAUGGGAGAUUCACAGCUGCAAUAUCUCUAGUGUUUGUUGUCUAGUCUAAUAGGACUAGGAUACACCUUAAAUGACAACCAAGUGACAGGGUAAUUUUUAAAGGCAGAGACUCGGAGUAUACAGCAUGUAGUCUGAAUCUGCAGAGAACCAAAGUUAAUUUGCAAACAGUUCAUUGAAAAUGAAGGGCUAAAUUGUCAUGAAUGCUAUUCAUAAUGAAUUUUUGGAUCUUCCCUUUAAAACAUUAAUACAGUCACUGAUUAUGGUGGAUGUUUCCUUUUUGAAUUAACCGUUUUGAUCAUUAAAAUUGCCACAAGAAUCAUCUUAAAAUAUCUUGAGUUUUAGCCUUUUAUGAACUUUUUAACUUUUGAACUGACUUUACUUCCCUUCUCUCUUUAAAAAUAAAUACAAAUUUUGAGCCUUAAAUUCAACUGUUCUUUGUCACUGCAUUUAGAGAUAUGACUUCAGAAUUUAAGAUAGCAAUUGGCAGCAAUACAUUAAGAAAAGUGAGCUUGAGGUAAGUGGAUGAAAAGGCUAGACUAGAGCUUGAAAUGAAGAAUAUCUGUAUUUGUUAUAAUUCCUGUAUUCACUUUUCCUUGGAAGGACUUCAAUUACUAUAGUCUCUGUAAAGCACUUAGGUGAAUAAUAGCAGUCAGUUUUGGUUUAUGUGCCAAUGAUGAGAUGAGAAAAACUCUGUUUUUGAUUUUAAAAGUUUUUCAUGCUAAUCAUUUUUCAUAGCAGGUCAUUACACUUUGGUGCUUGUAAAGGGAGAGGAUCAAGAAUAUGAUUAUUCUUGAUACAUUUGUGAUAGGGGCAUAUAUUUUAUUCCUUCUGUUUUCUGAUAUCACUGUCUGUGUUAACUGUACAUAGAGAACCAAUUCUAUAAAUACAGAAUCCUCUCAACUCUGGGAACCUCAGUUAAAUUUUUUUACAUGAUAUAUACAAUGAAGUAACAAGACCACUGAAUGUUACCUUUUCUGUGGGGAUAAAAUUUUGACUCUGAUCCUGUAUUCUUAUAAAAAGAUGAAAUAUGAAACAGAAAAAUCUGUCCUGAUAAGGCACAGACUGGGGAUAAACAUGCUCUGAGUGGAUAACAGGGCAUGCAUACAAACAUCCUUGCACUUUUUCUCAUGGUUUACAGUUAAUGCUGAUGAAUAUUUAGGCUUGAGACAUUAGCAUACAUUAUGUCUCUGAGGUUGAGUAGUGUUUUCAGACAGUAGUCCGCCUAGCUAAUUCUGAAGUGUGAUGUAGAGCCUUUCCUCUCUUAUUCUCGAAGUGCCCUCUUUUGGCCAUAUUCAGCAACGACGGUUGGCUCUUGGCCUGAAAAAAGGAUGGUGUGCAGCUGUCAUACUUCAUUACUGCACAGUGGUUAUCUGGAGCAAUAAUUGCACGAUUUGGGUUUGCGUCUGUGCUAGUGGAGAGGUGAACAUCACAAGACAAGACUGCAUCUCAAGUAGACACUGUGUUGGGCCCGCAUCAAAUGUUGUGUAGCAUGUGGAACUUUUCUAGAAAAUGUUCAGAAUCAGUUGACUUUUCUUUCAAACAAUAAAUGUGAAAUUAAAAACUGCAUUCUAAAGCACUUAAUCAAAGCAUUCUACUUGGAUUUAAUCUAAAGUUGAGUGAGCGUGAAGGGAAGAUUCAUAAAACAGCGGAAGAGAAGACGGCCAAUGCUUUGAUUUUUUAGCAAAGCUUACUGAGUUGAGUGAAACUGAGAAGAGCAAGUAUUUGCAGUUUGAGUACCCAUGCCAUCACUACGCAAGUCUUCUAAUGUUCGUUUUACAGUUGUCAAGUUUUAAUCAACUAUUUAUGCCUUUUCAAAACAAUGAAAACAUUUUGUUUUAUUCCACCAGGCCACUAUACACCAAUGUAAGGAAUGUAGGGGGCAAAGACAAGAUUUCAGUAGUACUGUGAAAGAGAAUCUUUUCCAUCUUUGCAUUCAGCUGAAACAAAUGAUGAAUUUCUGGUAACAUGAAAUGGUAAUUAACGUAAAGGACCUUUUUGUAGCACAUUAUAUACUGUAUUUUUCCAGCCUUCCAACCAGUAGGGCAUCACUUAUAGCAGACUACCACUGUCUUCUGUAUUUGCUGUUGCUGACACUUCAGAUGUAUUGUUUAACUUUGUCAUCUCCAAUCUUUGUCUUCAAUAUGGACUUAAUAUUGCUGUUGCUAAACAUAAGGAGGUGAUGUAGCCUUAUUGGAACAUUAUCACAAAGACAAAGCUUAGUCCUGUUAACUGACUUUUCUCAAUUUCCCAACUGGACAUAUCAUUACAUUCCUUAAAAGUGUUUUGUUUGCUACAGUCCUGAUUUCCAAUCAACAAAGCUUAAUAUUACUUCCAGUAGUGGUACUAGAAUAAAAACUAAAUAUACUUCCACGCUAUCUGCCUAUGAAGACUCAGUUGCAUAAAACAGUGUGGUUAUUCAUUAGUACCACUGUGUACUUCCCAUUCAGUAUUAUUUUUACAGUUUUGAUAUGUGUGCAAGAAUAACAGAUUGAUCUUUUUUAGUACUGUGUGUAAGAAAUACAUUUGCAGUCGUAAUCGUUCAAUUGGCUGAGAGGUAACUGUCAGAAUACAAAGGUGCUACUCCAUUUUUUUGCAUUUCAAGAAACUACUAGAUUUGCUUCAGCACUGAAAUCUCAGAGUCCAGAGACAGAUUUGAAAAUAAUGAGGGGUUUUGUCCCACUUCAUUCACAUCAUUACCCUCAGAGAAUGCUCUGUUUUUUCCUGCCCUCUCUAUAGAAAUAUAAGAAAUAUAUCUUAUAAAAAUAUCUUAAACAUUUUGAAUCAGCUGUGGGCACCUGGCACAGGUUUUCAAGUCUUGGUUACUCUUCAUCUUCGUAUGCUGCAACUGCUAGAGGUAGGGGCUCAUUUUACCACAUUUUGAGAUUAUCCAUCAAUGUCUCUCGAAUUCUGUGUAUGCUACUAAUGUGAAGUCAUAAAGAACCUUCUCAAAAUGAUGUCCUGUAUCUCUAGAGGCUUAAUUUUCACUUUGUCUUAUGCAGGAGACUUGCUUUAGUUUGGGUAAGUUAGUUUUCAUGUUGGAAAAUAAGUCCUGACUUAGACCUAACAGCACUGAAUUGUUAUGUUUGAAAAAGAGUUUAAUUUUAAAAUAACCUCAGUGUGUGGCUUACAUGUUGAAUAGUUUUUCCAAUAAAAUCAGGAUGGUAACGAUUUCUCAUUUUCUUUAGACCUUUUAAAAGCAUUGGCUUGAUGUAAGAAGAAAUUAUCCUCAGGAGAAAUUCUCCUUAUGAUUUAUAUUAGAAACCAGACCUUUUUAGGCUGACUGUUGUCUCAUUUACCCAGUCAAAAUCACUUCCAUUGUAGUGAAUUCAGUACUACAUGAAAGUUUCUGCUUUGAAUGACUUCCCUACAUUCACAUGCCCUCAUUUUCAGCUUUGAUAGCUCUUUUCAUAGCUUUCUGCAGCACAUAGCAGCAUAGACUUGUUCUACUUAAAGCCACAUUCAUUCUGGACAGAAUGGAUGCUCUGGUAGAGUAACUUGGGCAGGUAUAGAAUUAUAAAGUGACACGUUCCUACUCAUUAUGCUGUUUGUAUCAGAAAAUAAAUACCAUUGUUACUAAUACACAGUACAUACGGCGUGUCAUUUUUCUACUACAUUUUACAUUUGUGCUUUUUAAGUUUAAUAGCUUUAAUAGUUAAGACUGCAUAACAUAUACUCAGAGUUGCCUCCUGCAUUACUAAAGAUAAAAGAAAGUAAUUCUUGUAUGCUAGUGAAUCUAAAUUAGUAAAAAUAUAAGGACUUUAAAAUGGAUUGAGUCAUAGAGGUGCUGCUUGAGUUUUCUUUUGGAAAGAAUCAGCACUUACAGCAUUCACUCAAAGUCACACCUUCUGAAUACUUCCAAAUGUGUUGUUCUUCAAAAGAUUUUUAUGCUACUUUUUAGGGGUAGGGCAUUUGACCAUCAAGACUCAUACAUGAACUUGCACCUGUGAGCUGUGUUCAGCCUAGGACUUCCGUCUUGCUGAAAUUUCUCAAUGGCAUUUGAUGUCCACUUUUCCCAGCUGCAAUGGAAUAUGAUUAAAGUCAGCACUUGCAACAAGGGUCACAUAAGAAUUGCCUGUGUAACUUUAAGAAUAAUUCCAGCUUACCUUGGAAUACAUGUAAUAAUAUAACAUAUUUGAGUUAGAAUAAUCUAAAAUUGUAAUAUAAUUGUAAUUUCUGUGUGUAUGGGUGAAUAGGUAUUUCUGUGUAGAUUCUAAAGACUGACAUACUGAAUGUCACAGUGUAAUUUAAAGAUCGAAAAUUAUUGCUGUCUCCUUAAUGGCUUCAAUCCGGGUGCCAGAUAGUAAAAUCAUACUGAUUUCUACAAAUUAUUACUCUGAGUUAUGUAACUCACAAAUGGUUGUAUGAUUGACUAAUUUGCUUUUGUUUAAUCUUGAAUGUUUUCAAACAAUUCUGAGUAGCGUUUACACUAAACUUAUUGAAAUUGUGAGGUCCAGUACAAGUUGAGAAUGUAUGAGGCUGAAUAAUACCAAAACAGAGAUACAUACUUCGGCAUUAUUUAUUCAAAUCUGGCAUUAUUAAAUCAAAUGUAAAAGUCAAAGAGUAUGUCUAGCUGAGAAAGAAAGCAUUAUCCUAAUUCACUUUCUUCAGUUUAUUCAUGUGGUGUUUCUGGUUUUGUUUUAUUAUCACGUUUUGGAUUAUUUUUUCAUUCCUACUGAGAUUUCUUAUCUACUGUACUUUUUAGAAGUCUUCGUUUUAAAUUAAAAAAUAAUAGUAAUCUAAGAUUCUUUUUCUCCUCUGAGUUUCUUUAACACUGAUUUGGUUGUUCAACUACUUUGCUAAUAUGUUCUGAAUCUGUUUUUAUGGUUUCCCCAAUUCUUUUUAAAUAGCUGUCAUUACUCAAUACUUUUUGUUUUACAAGAUUAAUCUAUAAUCCAAAUUGGUGGCUUUGGGAAACUAAAGUCUGAUAAUAAAUUUCUUGUUAUCUUUGUUUCUUUUCAAGCGAACGACUGGGUGUUGACAGAAACAAAGUCUUGUUUCAGUAGAAGCGUCUAUGACAGCAUUAGUUACAGCACUGGUUAAAUUUCCUACUUCAGUAAUUAUGUCAAUGCAUUUACAGUGAUGCAUUGAACCUCCCUCACUUUUUGUCCUCUGACUUCUUGUAUGUAAUGUAAAAUCCAACAAAUCUGUAAGCAGGGGUGGAGGCAAGUGCAAGCACACAACAUCAAGGCAUUUUCUGGCAUGUUUGUGUGAACCCUACUUGGAUGGAAACUUAUGCUGUAGGUAUUACCUAAAACUUUAUAAAUUACUAUUUAUCAAAUUGCAAAAAUAUGGAUUUUUUUU
Messenger RNA from Coturnix japonica (Japanese quail), 8056 nucleotides. The record is from RefSeq and is a predicted model, not a curated record. Lineage: Eukaryota; Metazoa; Chordata; Aves; Galliformes; Phasianidae.